GACUGAACACACCAUUUACGACUUGAGUUCCGUUUCAGCCAAUAUUCAAACCUGCUUUGUUUGGUAAGAAAGACCUUAUCUACACUGUACACACAAAUCCCCGCAAAUGGUUGGCUAGUCCUGGAGAAGUUUUUCACCAGCAAUCGGUCUCCCUACUCAAACCACAGCUUAUACAAUCUCCAAUUUCUUCUCAUCAGACCAAACCUCCCCUUCCAAGUUCCAAUCAUGACUUUCUACAUCUUCAAAAUCAAACACCUCCCAUUUCCAAAGCCCCUAAUUCUCGUUUAUCUCUUAUUAAUGUUCACCGAUUUCUUCUCACCACUUCGCCCAUUUACAAGUGCUUUAUCCUUCAACUUCCCCAGUUUCAAUUCUUGUAACGCUGACUCCCCUCUAAGAUGUGACAGAUCUUACAUUGAAGACCAAGGCAUCCGACUCACCGGCAUCGGUUUCAAUCAAUUGGCUACAACGUCUGUUGGCCGAGCCACGUAUGUCAGACCCAUGUACUUGUGGGACAAGGCAUCCGGAAAUCUUACAGAUUUCACUACCCAUUUUUCCUUUGUCAUUGAUUCGCGAGAGAAUGCUGUUAUUACUAACUAUGGAGAUGGGCUAGCGUUCUUCCUUGCACCAGAUGGUUCGACUACUACUGCAGACAGCGAUGGUGGCGCUUUGGGUCUUGGUAGGCGUAGCCAGAUAUUAAACACGACGGAGAAUCAUUUUGUGGCGGUGGAGUUUGACACCUAUUCAAACAGAUUGGAUCCGCCCGGAGUACAUGUAGGUAUUGAUAUAAACUCCACGCAAUCUGUUGCUAAUGUCUCAUGGUUGGGGGCUAAUAUUUCUAUUACGGAAGGGAGAACUAAUGAAGCUCGGAUUACUUAUAAUUCUACUUCUCAUAAUUUGAGUGUUCUCUUCACUGGUCUUAUAAACAAUACUAUAGUAUGGCAGUCCCUUUCUUAUAAGAUUGAUUUGAGAGAUUAUCUGCCUGAAUGGGUAACUUUUGGAUUCACAGCCGCAACAGGAGCAGAUCCUGCAAUACAUACCAUUCGCACAUGGAAUUUUACUUCAACUUUGGAAGAUAUUGUAACCGAACCAAGGAAAAACAACAGGUUGGGAUUAGCCAUUGGGUUGGGUGUUGGGGGGCCUUUUUUGGUUGGUGGGUUUGCUUUAAUUCUGUUUUGCUUGUGGAAGAGGAAUAAGAGUUAUACAGAAGAGGAUCUUGCCUUUGAUAGGAGCAUGGAUGACGAAUUUCAAAGAGAAACAGGACCAAAGAGGUUCUCAUUUAAAGAAUUGGCUCAUGCCACCAAUAAUUUCAAUGAUGAAGAGAAGCUGGGUGAGGGUGGAUUUGGCGGGGUUUAUAGAGGAUUUUUAAGGGAGUCAAAUUCCUUCGUUGCUGUUAAAAGGGUGUCAAAAGGGUCCAAACAAGGGAUAAAGGAGUAUGCAUCAGAAGUAAAAAUCAUAAGUCAAUUGAGACAUAGGAAUUUGGUGCAACUCAUUGGCUGGUGCCAUGAAAGAGGAGAACUCUUACUCAUUUAUGAGUUCAUGCCCAAUGGAAGCUUAGACUCACAUCUUUUUACAGAAAAAAGCUUAUUGAUAUGGGCAACGAGGUACAAGGUUGCUCAAGGACUGGCAUCGGCCUUGCUUUACUUGCACGAAGAAUGGGAGCAAUGCGUUGUGCAUAGGGAUAUAAAAUCAAGCAACAUUAUGCUCGAUUCAGAGUUUAACGCUAAACUUGGAGAUUUUGGGUUAGCUAGGCUUGUGGAUCACUUGAAAGGGUCACAAACCACUGUUUUGGCAGGCACCAUGGGCUACAUGGCUCCUGAAUGUGUCACAACCGGGAAGGCUAGUAAGGAGUCAGAUGUCUAUAGUUUCGGAAUUGUCGCUCUGGAAAUUGCUUGCGGAAGAAAACCAAUCAAGUACAAUGCCCCUGAAGAUCAAGUAGUCAUGGUGCAGUGGGUUUGGGAGCUCUAUGGAAUUGGAAAGGUACUUGAAGCAGCUGACCCACAGCUUGGUGGAGAUUUUGAUGAGCAGCAAAUGGAGCGCUUGAUGACUGUUGGGCUUUGGUGUGCUCACCCUGAUCGCGACCUUAGGCCUUCAAUAAGACAAACAAUUCAUGUUCUCAAUUUUGAGACUCCAUUGCCUGUUCUCCCAUCAAAUAUGCCGAGGCUAGAACAUCUUGCUCCAACAGUGAAUAGACAUGCAAUGUCACUUUCUAUGUCCAGUGCUGCUACUAAUUAUGAGGGAGGACAAAAUCAAUAUUCAGGCAAUAGUUACACCAAUUCCACUGUGUUCACUUCAUCCUCUACAGCUUCUCAAUCUUCAUCGCUUCUGCAUACGCGUUAAAUUGUUCGGUCCUGCUUUGGAGAAAAGAAAAGUGAUGUGCUGCAGCUCCACAAGUCCUCCACGUUCUAGUGCUUGCUACUAGUGUAUGGGGAGAAACGUGUUUGCAUGUUUUGGUUCAGUGCUGCCCAGCUGGUUUGUCCUCUUGGAAGUUGCUGCAUGGAGAGGAGUGUAGUGCUGCCAGCCUUUGAAUUGAUGGGUGCUGCGUUCAAUGCUGCUGUCCAGCAGCUUUGGAGUUGCUGUCCAGCAGCUUUGGAGUUGCUGAUGGCCUUCUCUUGGUUCCCAAUGCUAUCCACAUGCUGCCUUUGGAAAGAAUUAUGUCUUGGUUGCAUGGACUUCAUGUCUAGCUUGGUUCUCACGGCUACAAGUCUCUCCUUUUGCAAAAAAUUUCCACCAAUAUAUAUAUAUAUAU
Molecule: messenger RNA, 2746 nt
Organism: Alnus glutinosa
Lineage: Eukaryota; Viridiplantae; Streptophyta; Magnoliopsida; Fagales; Betulaceae
Product: L-type lectin-domain containing receptor kinase IX.1-like
Exons: 2
Coding region: 226-2337 (703 amino acids)
Biological process (GO): protein phosphorylation
Cellular component (GO): plasma membrane
Molecular function (GO): carbohydrate binding; protein kinase activity; ATP binding
Source: RefSeq, a predicted model, not a curated record